Molecule: messenger RNA, 878 nt
Organism: Vicia villosa (hairy vetch)
Lineage: Eukaryota; Viridiplantae; Streptophyta; Magnoliopsida; Fabales; Fabaceae
Product: abscisic acid and environmental stress-inducible protein-like
Exons: 2
Coding region: 57-545 (162 amino acids)
Source: RefSeq, a predicted model, not a curated record
UUAUUUUCAUCCUUCACUAACAAAUAUCACAUAUCAAUCAACUUGAGUUGAGUACAAUGGAUUCCAAAAACGCAUUCCUCAUCCUUGGUCUAUUGGCCAUGGUUCUUCUUAUUUCUUCAGAAGUGUCAGCUAGGGACUUAACCGAGACUUCAACUAAUACAAAAGAUGAGGUUGUGGAAAAGUCAAAUGAAUUAAAUGAUGCCAAAUAUUACGGUGGAGGCUACAACCAUGGCGGCGGCGGCUACAAUGGUGGCGGAGGAGGCUACAACCACGGUGGUGGUGGUGGUUAUAAUGGUGGUGGAGGAGGCUACAACCACGGUGGUGGUGGAUACAAUGGUGGUGGAGGAGGCUACAACCACGGUGGUGGUGGAUACAAUGGUGGCGGAGGAGGAUACAACCAUGGAGGUGGUGGAUACAAUGGUGGCGGAGGAGGAUACAACCAUGGAGGUGGUGGUUACAAUGGUGGCGGAGGAGGAUACAACCAUGGCGGUGGUGGUGGUGGUUAUGGAGGUGGACAUGGUGGUAGUUCCGACAAUGGUAACUGAUUAUAUCAUAAUGCAUGGCCGUACUAUGUAUAAUAAAAGAGGUAUAGAGAAACAUGAAUCUUUUGAGGUUAUGUAUUAUCUAUCUUCUCACUAUAUAGUAUAGAUAAGUCACUAUGUGAUAGGAAGUUUAAUAGAAUAAUUUACUAGUUAAAUAAGUUUUAUUAGUAUUUUGAUGUAUUGAGAGUUGUUUUAUAUUAUGAUGUUCUCUAGAAUGUUCUUAGGAUCUUUAAAUGUAGAAUUGGGCUUUAAUUAGUAUUGGGCCUUUAGUUUACUAUCCAUUAGUAUUAUUAUAUAUAUGUAAUGUCUUUGACACUUGAAAGGCAAUCAAUGAAA